AUGCCCGCGACCGCGGGAAUUUCCGUACUCAUGCAGAUCUCUACUACUGACACCUCUUACUUGCGUAAGAAUGGCUAUUGCCACGCCCGGGCGUGUCAACAAGGAGCUAUUGCCACUCCCUGGGCGUAUCAACAAGGAGCUAUUGCCACUCCCUGGGCGUGUCAACAAGGAGCUAUUGCCACUCCCUGGGCGUGUCAACAAGGAGCUAUUGCCACUCCCUGGGCGUGUCAACAAGGAGCUAUUGCCACUCGCUGGGCGUGUCAACAAGGAGCUAUUGCCACUCCCUGGGCGUAUCAACAAGGAGCUAUUGCCACUCGCUGGGCGUGUCAACAAGGAGCUAUUGCCACGCCCGGGCGUGUCAACAAGAAGCUAUUGUCACUCCCUUGCCGUGUCUAUGAAGACAUAGUGCCUCGUUUCUCACACUAA
Molecule: messenger RNA, 426 nt
Organism: Didymodactylos carnosus
Lineage: Eukaryota; Metazoa; Rotifera; Eurotatoria; Philodinida; Philodinidae
Source: the annotation of a GenBank genome assembly